UUGAAGUCAUGUCAGGAAGAGGUAAGGGCGGUAAAGGACUCGGUAAAGGAGGCGCUAAGCGUCAUCGCAAGGUUUUGCGUGAUAACAUCCAGGGAAUCACUAAACCCGCCAUCCGUCGUCUCGCUCGUCGUGGUGGUGUCAAGCGUAUCUCCGGUCUGAUCUAUGAGGAGACUCGCGGUGUGUUGAAGGUGUUUUUGGAGAAUGUUAUUCGUGACGCCGUCACCUACACCGAACACGCCAAGAGAAAGACCGUCACCGCCAUGGAUGUCGUCUAUGCUCUGAAGCGUCAGGGUCGCACUCUGUACGGUUUCGGAGGUUGAAUGUCUAAACUCCAAACAAACGGCUCUUUUAAG
Messenger RNA from Misgurnus anguillicaudatus (oriental weatherfish), 353 nucleotides. The record is from RefSeq and is a predicted model, not a curated record. Lineage: Eukaryota; Metazoa; Chordata; Actinopteri; Cypriniformes; Cobitidae.